CAACGAACAGGGUUCCUUCUUCAGCGCCCCGACUGUAGGACUUCCAGUUGGACCGAACCUCCUCGCCCCGGGCCGGCCCGCGCACACCUGCGGCGCACAUUUUCCCACCAGCAGAGGCCCGGCGGGGCUUCGCCUCUGCGUGGCUGCUGUGGCUCAGGGCAGGGCCGAGGGCGCGGCCUCGUGUCUCUCCGGGCGGAUAUUGUACUCGUACAUAUCGCCCGCUGGAUCGGCCGCGCACGCCGCCAUGCCAGGCCGGCUGGGCGGGUCUCUGGGCUCGGCGACGGGGGUCUGUCCAUCCCCGAUCCUCGUGUCCGCGUUUUCCCUGGGCCACGGCAUCGCGAUGCGCCCGGAGGACGCCGGGAUCAACCCAGACCGUGGCGAGGAUGCAUAUUUCGUCGACUGCCAGCUCACACCGUGGAUGUGUGAGGCGCCCUUUGACUGCAUCGAGGCAAACGAGAACGUGUCUGACCUGUGGCGGCUUCGAUGGAAGGUGGCAGGCUGGGAUGGCCACUCCAACCCCAAGUCGUGGUGUGUGGACGACACUUUCUGGCAGAGCACGGUGAAGGAAUGCCUCAUCGACGCGCAGCCUAAGAAGGCCGCCGCGAGCAGGCGCAGUUUGCAGCUCAGCAGGGGCGGCGACGACGAAGACGCGAAGUACUGCUUCCUCGAGAAGCACUGCGUCGACGAUGAGAUCAACGAGCACACCACUGCUGAGCAGGCCGAGGCAGCCUGCACGAAGCGCUACGGGGACCGGUGGAAGCGCACCGGAUUGCAAGAUUUCUACACCGGCCUGAAGAAAGACGCGCGCAACACCAGCUACGUGUUCGGGGAGGCGGGCAGCCUCAUGGCGUCUCGCAGGGCGGCGGCCAAGUCCAGGAUAGCGUGCGCGCAGGGCAGCUUCCACUGCGACGUGGUCUACUGCAAGGAGGCCUACUGCAGUGACGGCGCGUACAGGUCGAGGUAUGCGAAGUACCUCUCCUGGGACUCCGCCUCGGACUGAGGAGGCCACUCCGUCCCGUGCUUCGGCAGGCCCGCGCUGGGGUGGGCCGUGUGCCGCAGGCGCAGCGCAGCGGUCGGCGGAGAGAGGGCCGCAUCUGGCGAGCGCUUCAGGCCUCCGUCCCUCGGGGCCAAGUGCAGGCCGUGCCGUGUGAGGAUGUACACACUGCUCUGUACGUUUCGUGGGUCAGGCGUUUUCGUCGCGCGCGCCCGCUGCACGCCUCUUGGGCCCGCGAGUCCCGUCCGCGGAGAGGCGUGCGCGCCCUGGGCCACGGCAGAGGCGCAUCCUGGGCCGCGGCGCUCGUGCCGGGCGGCGUGCCGCCGCACGCGAGCUGGCGAGGCGCCCCGCGGAGCCCUCGC
Messenger RNA from Prorocentrum cordatum, 1356 nucleotides. Lineage: Eukaryota; Dinophyceae; Prorocentrales; Prorocentraceae. The record is from the annotation of a GenBank genome assembly.